GAUUUUAAUAAUAAUUAUUCGUUUGAAUAAGUGCGCACUGUAAUGUCGCUCGAUAUCUCAGUUCCGUUUGAGAACAUGUUAAAUUAAUAAAUUGUCAUGUCUAUUUAACUGUUGGUACAACGCUUUGUACAGUAAAUCGAGAGAUGUAAGAGAAUUUAUCUUAUCGCUUGACAUACCCGGUGUUAUAUAAACAAGUUUAUCACCACAACACUGUGCUGUGGACGUUCAGUUAUAAAAAAAUAUGAAUUUUAUUCGUUUGGGACUACUUCCUAAACAUCCGUUAACUAUGGAGUGUCGCAAUUUGCAUUUAUUGAAGAAGCUGGGUUAUAUUAAUGGAGAAUGGGUGAAUGCAAAGAGUAAUUCAGUGUUUCCUGUGAUAAACCCGGCAGAUGACAAGGUUAUUGCUGAGAUACCUGAUAUGGAUGCUACUGACGCAAAAAUUGCAGUUGAUUCGGCUACAAAUGCUUUCAAAACAUGGAAAGACACUUCAGCGAAGGAGAGGUCCAGUAUUCUACGAAAGUGGUUUGAUAUUUGUCAGAAGAAUAGUGACCACCUAGCUGAUAUUAUCACUGCUGAAGCAGGAAAACCGGUGGCCGAAUCAAAAGGAGAAGUGGCUUAUGGAAACUCUUUCUUGGAAUGGUUUGCUGACACUGCUCGUCACAUCAAUGGAGAAGUUAUCCCUAGUCCAUGGCCCAAUAAGCAAAUAAUAGUAACCAGACAACCUUUAGGAGUAGUAUCUAUCAUUACGCCAUGGAAUUUUCCAUUUGCUAUGAUUACUCGUAAAGUAGGAGCAUUGAUGGCAGCGGGAUGUACUUGUGUUAUAAAGCCAGCGGAAGAUACACCAUUAACAGCAUUAGCAGCAGUUCAAUUAGCUGAAGAAGCUGGUGUACCAAAGGGAGUAAUAAAUGUUGUUACAUCAAGUAGAAAAAAUGCACCCGCUGUUGGAACAGUGUUGUGUGAGGACCCUAAUGUUGGAUGUAUAUCAUUCACUGGGUCAACUCAUGUUGGUAAAAUUUUGUAUGGCAUGGCCGCCAAAGGUAUUAAAAGAGUUGCCUUAGAAUUAGGUGGAAAUGCCCCAUUCAUAGUAUUUUCCAGUGCAGAUAUAAACCAUGCAGUUGAGCAAGCAAUGUUGGCAAAGUUCAGAAACAAUGGUCAAGCAUGUGUUGGAGCAAAUCGUUUCCUGAUACAUGAAGAAAUAUUUGAUAAGUUUGUUGACUGUUUCAAACAUAAAAUAAGUCAAAAAUGUAUCUUGGGUCCAGGCCAUAAAGAAGGGGUCACAUGUGGUCCCCUUAUUAAUAUGGAACAGAUUAAGAAAGUAUCUGGCUUAGUAAAUGAUGCAGUUAAAAAGGGAGCAAAGGUGAAGAUUGGAGGACAAGUUGCAAAGGACAUUGGAGAAAAAUUCUAUGAAUCAACUGUUUUAGUUGAUGUCAAACCCGAUAUGGAAAUUUAUCGGGAAGAAAUAUUUGGGCCGGUUGCAGUGUGUUUAAAGUUUAAGACUGAGAAUGAAGCUUUGGAAAUAGCCAAUAGUACCAGGAGUGGGUUGGCCGCUUAUGUCUUUACUUCAGAUUUGGGCCAAGCUUUUAGAAUGUCCCGACAGUUAGAAUUUGGCAUGGUUGCAAUUAAUGAUGGCGUGCUAUCUGCAGCAGAACCUCCAUUUGGAGGAAUAAAAGAAUCUGGAAUUGGUAGAGAGGGAAGUAAACAUGGAGCCGAGGAGUACACUGAUUUAAAGUACACACUAUUUUCUGCUCUUGAUAAAUAACUUAUGUAGUUAUUGAAAAUAAUUAUUUGACAUUCUGUUAUUUGCACCUUUUUGUAUAAUGUAAAUUCCUGAUACUUUUAUGUAUGUGUGUAUGUAUUUUAUGUUUUUGUAUUCAGGGUUGGAACACAAGAUAUCCCCAAGAAUUGGUUUCCAUAAAAAUAUUUCAGUAGAAACAUUGUAAUCAUUAGCUAAUUAAUAAAAGAUAACUAAAGUGAUAAUUCCAGUCUUCCAGGAUAUUGUGAUUUUAGGAUAAGAUUUUACUUGUAUCAUAAGACAUUCUGCAUUUAUUUAAACCAUAUUUCCUGUAAAGAUUUAAAAUAUUAUAAUGUAUUGUUGUGUUUUGCUUGGUUAAUGUGAUAAAUUUAAUUUGUCUACAUAACAAUAAUAAUAAUUUGUUAUUCUAUGCUGAUUUUAUGUUUAAACUUAUUUAUAGU
Colias croceus (clouded yellow) is the source of this 2193-nucleotide messenger RNA. It is a transcript of the gene Ssadh, whose product is annotated as succinate semialdehyde dehydrogenase. Gene Ontology annotation, molecular function: succinate-semialdehyde dehydrogenase (NAD+) activity. Bases 242 to 1759 code for a protein of 505 amino acids. The transcript has a single exon. NCBI's taxonomy places the organism in Eukaryota, Metazoa, Arthropoda, Insecta, Lepidoptera, Pieridae. The record is from RefSeq and is a predicted model, not a curated record.